CGGCGGCGGCGGCGGCGGCGGCGGCGGCGGCGCCUUUCCAAUAUGGCGGCGCCGGCUGACGUCACUGGAGGAUGUGGCAAGGCCGCGGCGGGGCGGGCCGGGAGAACGCCGGAAGCGGCGGGCAGGGACCCGGGGGCCGGGACUCGAUGUCAACGACCCUCUCUCCGCCCCCCGGGUCUCCCCCGGCGCUCGCCCUUUUCUUGGGGUUCCUUCGCCGCCCGGCCCGCCCCGCCGCCCCCCUCCCGUGACGUGUCCUUCCUCCGCUCGCCUUCCCCUGUGUCCCCCAAAGAACCGGGGCUGGAGCCAGAGUCUGGCAAGGCCCCAGCGAAUCCGGACAGGCGUGGCCUCGCGAGGGUGAACCCUGCUCCGUCUGAAGCUGUCCCCUUAGCACCCCAGACACCACCGUCCUCGGAGUUGGCCUCGCCCGGGGCUGCAGAGACCCGGCUUGGAAUCCGGGGUCCCCACGAGUCACUGGAAGGACUUUGCUCACCGCUGAUGGGGCGGGGAGAGGGCGCGCGCUCUGCCCACAUUCCCAGACCCUUCAGAAGGAGUAACUGCGUUUAAAUGGCCUGAAAGCGGACUUUUAGUUUUUCUGCGUGUAUUACGGUGUGAAAAGAGAGAUCGUUCACUCUGAGGGAAGCCAGCUGCCAUAUCAUGAAGACAUUCAAGCAGCCUUAUGAAGAGGUCUAGUUGGGGAGGAACUGAGGCCUCCUGCCCAACAGCCAUGUGAGUCAGCCAUCUUGGAAGUGGAUCGCAGCCCCAAUCAAACCUUUAGUUAACAUCUUAACUGCAACCUCAUGAAAGAGUCUGAACCUCUACCACUGAACAUACACAGAGAAUUUGUGCUCCUCCCCAUGUCCCCAUCUGUCAUGGGCAUAAUUCUAAUACAGCCCUCAUAAUUCUUGCUGCCCUAGUAUCUACACUUUUGUGUAAUCCCCUCUCCUUGAGUGUGAACAGACUUUGUGACUUACUUGUAACCACUAGAAUAUGGCAAAAGGGAGGGAAUGUUGCAGAUGUAAUUAAGGUCCUUAAUAAAUUCACUUUGAGUUAAUCAAAGAGAGCUUAUCCUGGGUGGGCCUGCGUAACCAGGUGGCAUAAUCACUUUCCCUCGAAAGUGGAUCCAUCCCUUCCCUAAUUAGAGAGACUUGAGUCAGCUGAGACAUUCUCUUGAUUGCUCUCAAGACAUUCUCUCUUGAGGAAGACAGCUGUGUUGUGAACUGCCUAUGGAGAACAGUAACCUCUAAGAGUUGAUGGUCUCAGUCUUAGAACUACAGCAACUGAAUUAUUCCAACAACAUGAAUGAGCUUGGAAGAAGACCCUAAUCUCCAGAUGAGAAUGUAGCCCAGCCAACACUUUGAUCACAACCUUGUGAGACUCUGAGCAAAGAAUCCGGUUAAGCUAUGCCAAACUCCUGACCAAUGGAA
This is a messenger RNA of Lagenorhynchus albirostris (white-beaked dolphin), 1424 nucleotides long. RefSeq lists its product as uncharacterized. NCBI's taxonomy places the organism in Eukaryota, Metazoa, Chordata, Mammalia, Artiodactyla, Delphinidae. The record is from RefSeq and is a predicted model, not a curated record. The coding region runs from base 43 to 564 and encodes 173 amino acids. The transcript has 2 exons.